Metopolophium dirhodum (rose-grain aphid) is the source of this 721-nucleotide messenger RNA. RefSeq names its product nuclear cap-binding protein subunit 2-like. Bases 141 to 620 code for a protein of 159 amino acids. Gene Ontology annotation, cellular component: nuclear cap binding complex. NCBI's taxonomy places the organism in Eukaryota, Metazoa, Arthropoda, Insecta, Hemiptera, Aphididae. Gene Ontology annotation, biological process: mRNA cis splicing, via spliceosome. The record is from RefSeq and is a predicted model, not a curated record. Gene Ontology annotation, molecular function: RNA cap binding. The transcript has a single exon.
UCAGCAAUAUAAUAAUAUUGAUAACAUUAAACAAUAUGAUAUUAGAUGAUUUUGUCGUUUUGUAAAUAGUAAAUACAAAUUUUUUUAAUUAUAAAUCUUUCAUAUUUAUGGAAAAAUAGCCAUUGCGAAAAACAAACGCCAUGACUGACGUAAGCUCGUACAGAGACCAACACUUUAAAGGCUCUCGAGGUGAGCUGGACAAGAUGUUGCGUUUGUCAACGACCAUGUACAUUGGAAACUUGGCGUUUUAUACAACGGAGGGACAGAUAUACGAACUGUUCUCAAAGUGUGGCGAUAUUAAGCGAAUCGUCAUGGGCCUGGAUAAAUUCAAGAAAACACCCUGUGGCUUUUGCUUCAUUGAGUACUAUACAAGGGAAGAUGCAGAGAAUUGUAUGCGUUUUGUCAACGGAACCCGACUGGACGACCGCAUCAUAAGAACAGACUGGGAUGCCGGAUUUAUCGAAGGCAGACAAUACGGCCGUGGAAAAACAGGCGGCCAAGUGCGGGACGAGUAUAGGACUGAUUAUGACAUUGGCCGAGGUGGUUACGGCAAAAACGCUCAACCCAAAGCAGACAUGAUAAUAUUCGGCAGAAACAAAGAUUCCCUUCCAAUGGAAUAAUGCACAAUUUUAACAAAAUCUGCACCGAAUUAUUUUUUUUUCCAAUCAUGUGUAAAUUUCCUACCUACCACUUGAUUUUGUAAAUAAAUAAAUAUUUUAUA